AUGACGGUACCGGCGGAAAAGAAGACGCGGCCUUACUUUGGGCUAACGGGAGGAUGGCUGACCUUCUGGGUUACGGUUGCGUGUGCAACUGACAUGACCCUCUUUGGCUAUGACCAAGGUGUUUUCAGCGGCGUGGUAAUCACGCAGGACUUUCUCGAAAUUCACGACCUUAUCGGUCCCACCAAGACCAAGACCCUAUCGACGGUGACGGCGAUUUACGAUGUCGGAUGUUUCCUCGGAGCUAUAUUCGCAUUCACCAUCGGGGAGCGACUGGGUCGCAAGAAGGCGGUCUUAGUGGGAACAACCAUCAUGGCUGCUGGCGCCAUUCUUCAAACAGCCUCAUUUAGCCUCGGGCAGAUGUUUGUAGGUCGUAUAGUAUCAGGUAUCGGAAACGGUGUCAACACAGCGACGGCUCCCGUGUGGCAAACCGAGACUUCGCAGCUCAAGUGGCGAGGUAAAUUGGUCAUUCUGGAAAUGAUGAUGAAUAUCGCGGGCUACUGCUUUGUAAACUGGGUGAACUAUGGUCUUUCUUUCGCCGGUGGCGCCGUCGCCUGGAGGUUUCCACUUGCGCUUCAGUUCUUGUUCCUCUUUAUUUUGUGGUCUACCACGCCAUGGCUGCCGGAAUCUCCUCGAUGGCUGCUGGCCCACGGAAAAGAAGACGAGGCCAUCGAGGUCAUCAGCUGCCUCGAAGCAAAACCGCUUGACGACCCCUUUGUCAUUGCCCAGAGAAACGAAAUCAACUUUACCCUCCGAUAUGAACGCGAAAAUGCCGUGCGGUGGCGAGAUCUGCUUAAGAAGCCACCAAACGACACCAACACCCUCCGGCGUCUUCUCCUGGGUGCCGGAAGCCAGUUUAUGCAACAGUUUGGCGGCAUCAAUAUCAUGUCCUACUAUCUCCCGACUGUCCUGAAAAGCUCCGUUGGCAUGGAUGACGAGAUGGCUCGUUUGUUGACAGCUUGCAAUGCCAUCUCGUAUUUCUUCUUCGCAGGCCUUGCAGUCCUUCUUGUCGAGCGGAUGGGUCGACGUGGUCUAAUGCUUCUCUCUACCUUCGGUCAAUUUAUAUGUUUCUUGAUCAUCACGGUCCUACUGCGCUACGCGGUUACUUACCCCGAUAACAAGUCAUACGGAGCUGCGUCUGUCGCUUUUAUAUUCCUGUUCCAUGCCAGCUUCGGAGUUGGAAUGCUAGGAGUGCCGUGGCUCUAUCCCACCGAGAUCAACUCUUUACCGAUGAGAACGAAAGGUGCGGCACUCGCAACGGGAACUGACUGGAUUACCAACUUCGUCAUUGUCGAAAUUACUCCCAUUGGCAUUCAGAAUAUCGGCUGGCGAUUCUGGAUCGUUUGGACAGUCACCAAUCUGCUCUUUCUGCCAAUUUUGUAUUUCUUGUACCCCGAAACUGCGAACCGAAGCCUGGAGGAUAUCGAUGCCUACUACCGGUCGAAGCCGUCUCUUAUUGUGGUCGGAGACCGUGAUGCAACAUGCAGGGGCCGUCCUCAGAAAUACAUCGAUCGUGAAGACGAGGAAAUCGAGAGAACGGCUGCCAACAAAGGUCUUCCACCCGUCUCUGCGGCGCAUGUGGAGUGGACUGAAGAGAGCAAGUAG
Molecule: messenger RNA, 1602 nt
Organism: Penicillium argentinense
Lineage: Eukaryota; Fungi; Ascomycota; Eurotiomycetes; Eurotiales; Aspergillaceae
Product: sugar porter family MFS transporter
Exons: 8
Coding region: 1-1602 (533 amino acids)
Biological process (GO): transmembrane transport; carbohydrate transport
Cellular component (GO): membrane
Molecular function (GO): carbohydrate:proton symporter activity
Source: RefSeq, a predicted model, not a curated record